This is a messenger RNA of Triplophysa dalaica, 1058 nucleotides long. RefSeq lists its product as uncharacterized. The coding region runs from base 1 to 960 and encodes 319 amino acids. NCBI's taxonomy places the organism in Eukaryota, Metazoa, Chordata, Actinopteri, Cypriniformes, Nemacheilidae. The record is from RefSeq and is a predicted model, not a curated record. Gene Ontology annotation, molecular function: methyltransferase activity; 2-oxoglutarate-dependent dioxygenase activity. The transcript has 6 exons.
AUGAAGCUGAAAACUCUCGCCAAGAUUAUAAACCUCUUUGAGCUGAACUAUAAGAGAGUUAAUGAUGGACACCCCCGUCAGUACACGACAGACAUCAACGUACCAAAGUGGCAGUAUAACCAUCUCUCAGGACCUGAAGUGGACUCCAUUGUAAAGAAGGCCCAGCAGAGGUUAUACUUCCUCCGUCAAUUGAGGACGUUCAUCCUAAUACAGGAGCUACUGACCCAGUUCUACUCAGCGGUCAUUGAAUCUGUUCUGUGCACUUCAAUAACUGUUUGGAUAAAUAACCCCGUCUCUCAUCAUCUCAGAGAAAACUCAUCUUCUAACAUCUUCAAAGAACUUAGCUACACCAUAAUGAUUCUCACUGUGGCACAGAGGAGCCUCAUCUUGAUCGUCCUGCUUCAUCCCUGUAUUCUAAUUGAGCAACAUGUGAACACAAAAACUCUUGCAAAUAUAGUAAAAGCCAUUCAGGCCAAGUUGGGUAAAUCUGACCAAUAUACUGUAGCCUUAAGAGUCGAGAAGGAAAAAUGUUUAGAUGACAACUAUUCUGGUCAAGACUUAAUAACAGAAGACGUGAAGACUACGAUUGUGAAAAAGCUGGUUUACAACAGCAAUAACCUCAUAGCUGCGAAACCUCUAACGGGUGUAAACACGACAGAGCAUUCAGAGUAUCGCCUGAUAAAUUAUCUGAAAGAGAUCAUGAAUGUAAAAGAUGGAUGUGUGAUUUAUUUCACCUUAAAUUCACCCUGUUUAAAAACAUGUCUAGCAGAAAAUGGGAAAUAUACAAUUAAUGGAAGCCUAACAAAGUUGCAAAAUUACAAGGGAGUUAAAGCACUUGCUUUUAAAAAGGUCUGGGAGCAUGAUGAUGCGACAAGUGUGAGAAAAAGAUUGAGAACAAUAGCACAAAGAUUGCCAUUUUAUCAGUGUGAGGAAAACAAAGCUGAAUGUGUUCGCCUGUAAGAGUCUUAGACGCGUGACAACUACAAUUUCCUUACAGGCUUGACUUCUAUUUGCUUAAUAAAAUGAAUGAAAGAUGCAUAAACUGUAAUACUUCUGCU